Messenger RNA from Trichoderma atroviride IMI 206040, 1731 nucleotides. NCBI's taxonomy places the organism in Eukaryota, Fungi, Ascomycota, Sordariomycetes, Hypocreales, Hypocreaceae. The record is from RefSeq and is a predicted model, not a curated record.
AUGGCAGAUCCAACAGGGCGAACGAUUCUACACAUCAAUUUCGGCGAUAUUAUUGACCAGCCAUUGGCCUUGACUGGAGCUACAAAAUACCGGUUUCGUUUCCUGGACGUUGCCGCACUCGCCCACAAGUCAACCGUCCAUGUAUUGGAAUUCGAAGACCUGCCCGCAGAGCCGUAUGCCGUCAUAUCAUACGUCUGGCGUGGCCUCCCGGCUCACCCCGAUGUGAAGUCUCCGCUGCCGAAUAUCCACGUUGAAGGCAUCGAGGGGGCUGAUCCCAUCUCCGUGGACGUGCUGAGGCUCAUUUCGCUGGCGGCGGAGAGUUUCGGAUGCAGGUUCGUCUGGCUGGAUGCGCUGUGCAUUCUGCAGGCGCAUGAGGACGAUAAGGCGUGGCAGAUUCAGCGCAUGUAUGAUUUAUAUCGGAACUGCAGGACGUGCAUCGUUGCGCCGGGCGGGCUGCAGCGGCUUGUGGCUCCUACUGAGGAGACGAGCUGGAUGGCGAGGGCGUGGACGCUUCAGGAGGCGAUUGCGCCGCCUAUGGUGCACUGCAUAUUCGAAUGGAGUCUUGGGAAUUGCAUCAUGCAGUCGAAUUUCCCGCUGAAGAUUGAGGAGAUUGAAAGGGGGGUUGCAGCGGUUGCGCCUCUUAACUUUACGUUGUUGACGGCUAUGAAGGGGACGGGGUUUGAGAUGCUUGAUUGGUCGGGCAAGUCGAUUCAAAAGCCGUCUCCUGAUUUUCAGAUUAGGAUGUUUGGCGAUAGGUCGCGGAGCCAUCCGCAGAUGAGGGAGCUGGUUGAUGCUAUUGACAUGAAGGGCAAGACGGGCAUGCACACGGCCAUCUGGAGAUGUUCGUUUAUGCGCAUGGCCAAGUAUCCGGUGGACACGGUGUUUAGCAUCAUGGGCAUCAUGGGCGUGACGCUGGAUACGACAAAGUUUGGCCAUGACGAUCGGCUGGAGGCGACGAUUGCUUUGAUGCAGGCCAUUUUGGCGAGAGGUGAGCAUGCUGAAUGGCUGGCUAUUGCGACGAGGGUGGUGCCGAAUCCGAGGUUGUCGACUUUGCCGGCUUUUCCUCAGACGGAUGCCUCUAGGAAGCCUGUCUUGGAGUCGAGAGAGGGAAUGAAGGAUGUUGCAGAUGUUAUGGAUACGGGGUGGAGGCUUGCGGAUACGCCAAAGGGGACGAUGAGCGAUGAUGGGUAUUUCCGAUUCAGUGCGUUGUCGGCGUCUGUGAGACUUGUUCAGAAUCAAGAGGAAGGGUCUACUGCUUUUGAGAGCGAAUUUGGCUCUGAUUCUGCAGGGAAGUGGGAGGUGUUGUCGCAGAGUAGCGAGAAUGCAUCGCACAAGGCUGUUUACAUCGGUCGCUGGGAGCAGUAUAACAAUGGGGCGUUUGGGGUGAUGAGGAAUCCAAGGGAUCAUGCUUUGAUGUUGAUUGAGGAGCAUGCGCCGGGGAGGUUCCAUAAUGUGGGAUACGCGUUUGUGCCGGAGGGGGUUUUGACCACUCUUCACAGCAUUUUUAAGCUCCCCCGAGGCCUUGUCCUAUCGAGUGUGUUCCCAACGGCCAAAGUUGACUUGGUUGCCAAUAACGCCGGGCCUAACUCCAUCUCGAACAUCUACAUUCUCCGCGGAGCAAAAGUCUUGACGACGGGAUUCCUUGAUGGCGCCACAGCAGAGUGGAAUCUGGGCGAGCUUAUGCUCAGCCUCAUGCUCAAGCGUGGAAUCACCCAGCGAGUUUUUGCCUAA